UCUAUACCAAUCUUCUCCCCUCCCCUCCCCUCUCUCCCCUCUCCACGACUCUUUCGACCUGCAAGAGUUCCCUUGGUUUUUCUGCUGGCAGAGACUCGAAAGGAGAUAGACAUCAUGACUGUCUGUUACGAUCAUUCCUCCCUGAGGAGCAUUGCUCCCGCCUCCGUCGCCUCGCUUGAAGACCGAUUCGAAGUCAUCAAAGAGGUUGGUGAUGGCAGCUUUGGUAGCGUGGCUGUCGCACGUGUACGGACAGCUGGCUCCAAUGUUGCACGAAGAGGAACCAUGGUGGCGAUCAAGACGAUGAAGAAGACAUUCGAGUCGUUGGGCCCCUGUCUGGAGUUGCGUGAGGUCAUCUUUCUGCGGACCCUUCCACCCCAUCCCCACCUUGUCCCGGCCCUCGACAUCUUUCUCGACCCGCUUUCGCGCAAACUGCAUAUCUGCAUGGAGUACAUGGACGGAAAUCUCUACCAACUAAUGAAGGCUCGUGACCACAAGCCCCUGGAUCAGAAGCACGUCAAAAGCAUUCUCUUCCAAAUCCUGUCUGGUCUCGACCACAUUCACGCUCACCACUUCUUCCACCGCGACAUCAAACCCGAAAACAUCCUCGUAUCAACAUCUGCUCCGAACGACUCCGCCUUCAGCCGUUACUCCAACCUCGUCACUCCUCCUUCUACUCCUCCCACUUACACCGUGAAGAUCGCCGACUUUGGUCUGGCACGCGAGACACACUCGAAAUCCCCCUAUACGACCUAUGUCUCGACGAGAUGGUACCGCGCCCCUGAGGUCCUGUUACGUGCCGGCGAGUACUCCGCGCCGGUGGAUAUGUGGGCCGUUGGUGCCAUGGCAGUUGAGAUCGCAACCCUCAAGCCACUAUUUCCCGGAGGCAAUGAGGUUGACCAGGUGUGGCGCGUAUGUGAAAUCAUGGGCAGCCCCGGUAACUGGUACAGUAAGUCUGGGGGCAAGCUCGGAGGUGGUGAGUGGAGAGAUGGCUCUCGCUUGGCUCAGAAGCUGGGUUUCACUUUCCCUAAGAUGGCCCCUCAUGCGAUGGAAAGCAUUCUCCAAGCCCCUCAGUGGCCUGUUGCCCUCAGUCAGUUUGUUACCUGGUGCCUGAUGUGGGAUCCUAAGAACCGGCCGACUUCUACACAGGCAUUGAACCAUGAGUACUUUGCCGAUGCUAUUGAUCCGUUGAGACCGAAGUCUUCGACUGCUCGCCUCUUGGGUCGCAAGCACUCCGAAAAGGUCCUCAAGAGUGCGACUCGGGAGCAGAGCGACUCGCCCACACUCACCUACAAGGCGUCUUGGUUCAGGAGAUCGUUGAUUGGAAGGUCCGAGAGUCCGGUCCAGCCCACGGAGAACGAUCAUGCCGCCAAACCAAGCGUCACCUCCUAUCCUUCGGAGCUGCAGCCGAGCAAGACCAGACCACCGCCUAUCAAGCGGGCUACCUGGGCCAAUGGCGCUCCCAUGCCUAUUCUGCCUUCGAUUCGACCCGUAUCCCCCUUGUCCAACGCAGUGACAGCGCAAGCGAAUGCAACCCUGGCCCACUCUGGCGACAGCGCGGGCAAAGCCAGCAAGAAGAUUGGCCGGCAGUUGUCAGUCAAUUCGAACGGCAAUCACUAUGCCGAUAUUCACAGGCAGGAGGCGGAGAGGGCCCUCAAUGGCGGAAGCGCAGUCAUCACGCCGAAAGAGAGCUUCUUCUCUCACUUGCGCAAGCGUGCUCGCCGGCUAUCUGGACGCAACCAGGGCAAUGUCUCUGGCGAUGAUGUGGAAUCCAACGCUGGAUGCAUGCCUUGGUCAAAUCGUUCCUCGCUGGCUCUGGACUCUGUCAACGUCAGCGAAUCCAAGUCCACCUCCGACUUUGCGGAACUGGACAAGGCCCUGCAGAGUGUGAGGCAUUCUCUUGAUUCCAACAACCGGGGGAAUGUUCCUGUGCAGAUCACCACCCAUGUGGAUGGUACCAAACGCCAGUCCAUGCCCCAAGGAUCCAUCCGGACAAUGGGCGACAGCCCCGUUUCAACAAGCGGUACCGGAGGGCCCAUCUCCAGCCGGACUAGGCGUGCAAUGCAGAUGUCUAACAACCCCAUUCACCGUUACGAAACUCCCGAGGAAGAGGAUGAGCUUCUUGACGAAGUGCUUCAUUCAGCCAGCAAAGCUGCUCGGCGACUAGCACAGGCUGAUAUCACCUCCGACGGCUACAGCCACGCAGCUGGAAGUAAUGACAGCGGGCGUCCAUUGCCAAGCCCUUAUCCAACUCCAUCGCCUUCCGCCAACUGCGAAGGUGGCUUUUUCGGCCCAGAAAUGACUCCAUGUCGACGACUCCCAGCCGAGAAGACAGAAGCAAACUCCAACCGCCAAUGGCCCACACCGCCUUACGACGAAGCCGAAUGGACCAAGUCGGCUUCGGCUACCACCAAGUUCAUGACCGGAUCAGCAACUUAUCGGUAGCUUCGGUUUGGCGGGCCAUUGCACUUAUCUUUAUAACUCAUCGUCAUCUGUUGAAUAUGCUUGCAUCUACCAAAAAGUCAGAAAAAUGAGUGGUCAUGCGCGUAACUACCGGCAAUUUCACCGAGCAAGGCGUACGGGAUCUGGUGUCUACUGUGAUUUUAUCUUGUGUG
This is a messenger RNA of Aspergillus uvarum CBS 121591, 2612 nucleotides long. RefSeq names its product serine/threonine-protein kinase. NCBI's taxonomy places the organism in Eukaryota, Fungi, Ascomycota, Eurotiomycetes, Eurotiales, Aspergillaceae. Gene Ontology annotation, molecular function: ATP binding; protein serine/threonine kinase activity. Gene Ontology annotation, cellular component: nucleus; cytoplasm. The record is from RefSeq and is a predicted model, not a curated record. Gene Ontology annotation, biological process: intracellular signal transduction; protein phosphorylation. The transcript has 3 exons. Bases 115 to 2442 code for a protein of 775 amino acids.